UGGUGCUGGGAGGAUCAGGCUAGCAUUGGUGUGAAGAUUGGGGUGUGGUAAGGGAGAAGGUUGGACUGUAAAUGAAGGUUGUCUUACCCCCUUUCAGAAGUGAUGUAUUUCCUCUUUUAAUGAAGUGCUUUGAAGAAUUACAGCCCCUGUCUGUAGACUUGAUCUGACCAAGUGAAAACAAAGGACAGUCAGAAGCAAGUUUCUCCAAAUUUGAAAUUCCCUUUUUAAUUUCAUAAUUCAUUUUCAGCCUUUUCCCUAUGCUUGUGGAUUGUGGUUUUCUUUUUCUUUUCUUUCUUUUUUUUUUUAAACCAAGUAAUACUUGUCAUAGGAAGAUAAACUUCUUAUCCAGGACUUACUACUUCAGAAUGGGCAGAUACUUUCAGACAUAAGAGAUUCAAGAUCCAGUCCAUAUUAUGGCUGGCAGUGGGUCCAGAUCAGGACCAUCCAGUGGAUUUUCCAUGAAAUCACAGCUUCAGAUCACUGUUAUUUCAGCAAAGCUAAAAGAAAAAAAUAAAUGGUUUGGACCUAGCCCUUAUGUGGAAGUCUCAGUAGAUGGACAGUCAAAGAAGACAGAAAAAUGCAACAAUACAAAUAGCCCCAAGUGGAAACAGCAUCUAACAGUAAUUGUGACUCCUGUAAGUAAAUUAAACUUUCGAGUCUGGAGCCAUCAAACAUUAAAAUCUGAUGUCCUUCUGGGAAGUGCUGCUCUGGAUAUUCAUGAGACUUUGAAAUCAAACAGUAUGAAACUUGAGCAGGUAGUGGUGACAUUGCAUCUUGUUGGUGACAGAGAACCAGCAGAAGUGGUAGGAGAUUUGUCUGUCUGUCUAGAUGGGAUGCAGGUGGAUCCUGAGCUCCUAACCAAUGGUGAUGCCUCAAGUACAAGAAGUCCUACACAGAAUGAUAGCUCCAAAGUAAAGAAUGAUGCACGGACUAACUCAAAUGGCCUUGAAGGCUGUGAAGAUGCUGCUCCCAAUGAAAACAAGACUGUUAAUGGCAGUGAUUCUCCAUUGCUCACAAAUGGAAACUGCAAACCUUCUAGACCUCCCAGGCCUUCUAGACCACCUCCACCUACUCCCCGCAGACCCACUUCAGUAGCUGCAAGUAUAAAUGGUCCUUCAUCCACAUCCACAGAAAGUGAUGGGGCCAGUGCAGGAUCGCUGGCAGGUACAGCUGCAAAUACAUCUUCAGAACAGAGCCCUGAGGGGGCAACAGCUGCAACAACAGCUCCUGCAACUGCUGCACUCACCACACCUCCAGUAUCCAGACAAGUCCAGCCAGUAAAUCCUCCACCUCAGGCGCUUGCUACAGUCAGUCAAGGUCCUCUUCCACCUGGUUGGGAGCAAAGAGUAGACCAACAUGGUCGAGUAUACUAUGUAGAUCAUGUUGAAAAAAGAACAACGUGGGACCGGCCAGAGCCUCUUCCUCCAAGCUGGGAGCGACGAGUUGACAACAUGGGGAGAAUUUAUUAUGUUGACCACUUCACUAGAACAACAACGUGGCAGAGACCAACAUUAGAGUCUGUCCGGAAUUAUGAGCAGUGGCAGCUUCAGCGCAGUCAGCUUCAAGGAGCUAUGCAGCAGUUUAAUCAGAGAUUUAUAUAUGGGAACCAGGACUUUUCAUCCACACAGAACAAAGAGUUUGAUCCUCUUGGCCCUCUGCCACAUGGAUGGGAAAAGAGAACUGACAGCAAUGGCAGAGUGUAUUUUGUCAAUCACAAUACACGAAUCACUCAGUGGGAAGAUCCCAGGAGCCAGGGUCAAUUAAAUGAGAAACCCUUACCAGAAGGCUGGGAAAUGCGAUUUACUGUGGAUGGUAUUCCAUACUUUGUGGAUCACAAUAGGAGAACCACUACAUAUAUAGAUCCCCGCACGGGCAAAUCUGCUCUAGACAAUGGACCUCAGAUAGCUUAUGUGCGCGAUUUCAAGGCAAAGGUCCAUUAUUUCAGAUUCUGGUGUCAGCAACUGGCAAUGCCACAACACAUAAAGAUUACAGUGAGCAGAAAAACAUUAUUUGAGGACUCAUUUCAACAGAUAAUGAGCUUCAGCCCUCAGGAUCUACGGAGACGCUUAUGGGUUAUUUUCCCUGGUGAAGAAGGCUUAGAUUAUGGAGGUGUUGCAAGGGAAUGGUUCUUUCUAUUGUCACAUGAAGUUUUGAACCCAAUGUAUUGCCUGUUUGAAUAUGCAGGGAAAGAUAACUACUGCUUACAGAUAAAUCCAGCCUCUUACAUUAAUCCAGACCAUCUGAAAUACUUCCGAUUUAUUGGAAGAUUCAUUGCCAUGGCUUUGUUCCAUGGGAAAUUCAUUGACACUGGUUUCUCUCUGCCGUUCUAUAAACGUAUCCUAAACAAGCCAGUAGGACUCAAGGAUUUAGAAUCUGUUGACCCAGAGUUUUACAACUCUCUCAUCUGGGUAAAAGAGAAUGAUAUUGAAGAAUGUGGCUUGGAAAUGUUUUUCUCAGUUGAUAAAGAAAUUCUAGGUGAAAUCAAAAGCCAUGAUUUGAAGCCAAAUGGUAGCAACAUUCUGGUCACAGAAGAAAACAAAGAAGAAUACAUUAGGCUAGUAGCAGAAUGGAGACUUUCCCGAGGUGUUGAGGAGCAGACACAGGCUUUCUUUGAAGGCUUUAAUGAAAUUCUGCCACAACAGUAUUUGCAGUAUUUUGAUGCUAAGGAACUGGAGGUGCUUCUGUGUGGAAUGCAAGAAAUUGAUUUGAAUGACUGGCAGAGGCAUACCAUCUACCGGCACUAUACCAGGACCAGCAGACAGAUAGUAUGGUUCUGGCAGUUUGUGAAAGAAAUAGAUAAUGAGAAGAGAAUGAGGCUCUUGCAGUUUGUUACUGGAACAUGCAGAUUACCAGUGGGAGGAUUUGCUGACCUCAUGGGGAGCAAUGGACCCCAAAAAUUUUGUAUUGAAAAAGUUGGAAAGGAAAACUGGUUACCUAGAAGUCAUACCUGUUUCAAUCGCUUAGACCUUCCACCCUAUAAGAAUUACGAGCAGUUGAAGGAAAAGCUGUUGUUCGCAAUUGAAGAAACAGAAGGAUUUGGGCAAGAAUAGCUAAAAUUUGCACCUUGAAGAAUGUGAACUCAACACGAUGCUGAGGUGGAAGAAACACUGAAGCGAAUUCAGAGCCAAAAAGGAGUGCAGGGAAUCAUUGUUGUUAAUUCUGAA
Harpia harpyja (harpy eagle) is the source of this 3164-nucleotide messenger RNA. RefSeq names its product itchy E3 ubiquitin protein ligase (gene ITCH). NCBI's taxonomy places the organism in Eukaryota, Metazoa, Chordata, Aves, Accipitriformes, Accipitridae. Gene Ontology annotation, biological process: protein K48-linked ubiquitination; protein K29-linked ubiquitination; ubiquitin-dependent protein catabolic process. The coding region runs from base 414 to 3050 and encodes 878 amino acids. The transcript is spliced from 25 exons. Gene Ontology annotation, molecular function: protein binding; ubiquitin protein ligase activity. The record is from RefSeq and is a predicted model, not a curated record.